GGGCCGUGCUGCAGGGCAGUCUGUUUGGAAUGGCUGGUUUACUUCCAGCUUCGUAUACGACUCCGAUCAUGAGCGGUCAGGGACUCGCUGGAACCUUCGCUGCCCUCGCUAUGAUCUGUGCCAUCGCAAGUGGAUCUGAACUUCAUGACGCAGCAUUCGGUUAUUUCAUCACCGCCUGUGUCGUCAUUUCUGUUUCACUCCUGUCAUACGUCCUGCUGCCGAAACUGGAGUUUUUCCAGUUUUAUCAAGAAAAAAACAAGAAACAGAGAAAAGACGACGAGAACUCAGUGAAUCUGAUGAAUGAAGACAGGAAACAGGAAGCAGCUUCUGAAACUCAAAACAUCUCCAUGGUGAAAAUAUUUAAAAAGCUCUGGCGGUUGGCUCUCUCCGUCUGUUUCACCUUCACCGUCACCAUCGGCACUUUUCCCGCCAUCACGGCCGACACCAAAUCCACGCUAGGCUCCUGGGACCUGUACUUCAUACCUGUCAGCUGUUUCCUGCUCUUUAACCUGUGUGACUGGAGUGGGAGGAGCUUAACAGCUGUCUACAUGUGGCCUAACAAGGACAGCAUGUUACUUCCUGUGUUGAUUGUGUGUCGCGUGGUCUUCGUGCCGCUCUUCAUGCUGUGUAACGUUGAGCCUCGUCUCCACCUGCCCGUCUUCUUCCACCAUGACGGCUUCUUCAUCGUCUUCAUGAUCCUCUUCGCCUUCAGUAACGGAUACCUCGCCAGUCUCUGCAUGUGCUACGGCCCGAAGUGUCCCACCACAGGUGUCCCACCACAGGUGUCCACUCUACAGUCACCAGGACAAAGACAAUGAUUCAAAUCACACAACAGUUAAGUAGGGAACACCAGAACCUCCUACAGGGGGAUGAACAGGUUAGUGUAGCUGUGGUUAGUGUGGUUAGUGUAGUUGUGGUUAGUGUAGUUGUGGUU
This is a messenger RNA of Paralichthys olivaceus (Japanese flounder), 934 nucleotides long. The record is from RefSeq and is a predicted model, not a curated record. NCBI's taxonomy places the organism in Eukaryota, Metazoa, Chordata, Actinopteri, Pleuronectiformes, Paralichthyidae.